Messenger RNA from Balaenoptera acutorostrata (minke whale), 347 nucleotides. It is a transcript of the gene ERLN, whose product is annotated as small integral membrane protein 6. The record is from RefSeq and is a predicted model, not a curated record. The transcript is spliced from 4 exons. Bases 162 to 347 code for a protein of 61 amino acids. NCBI's taxonomy places the organism in Eukaryota, Metazoa, Chordata, Mammalia, Artiodactyla, Balaenopteridae.
GGGGCCUCCCGAGCUCUGGGCUGGUCCUUUCAGUAGACGGGUCAUCCGGAUUGAGAGGAGGGGCAGGACCCAGCCACAGCUAGGACACCUCAACCCACGCGCCCUGAGCAGCCCCCCAGAACAGCAUCACAAGAGGGCAGAACGCGGCGGAGGGGGUUCACAUGGACAGACUACUAACAAAACGCGCCUGGAAGGAUGAGUUCUGGCAGAACCCCUUGGACCAGGGGGGCCUGGUAGUGAUCUGCUUGUUCAUCAUUAUGGUCCUGUUUCUCAUCUUGUUUGCUAUUGUGUUUGGUUUACUCCCCCCACUCGAUAGGGUCAACCAGCGGUUGUCCAACGAGAUCUGA